Linum trigynum is the source of this 387-nucleotide messenger RNA. The record is from the annotation of a GenBank genome assembly. Lineage: Eukaryota; Viridiplantae; Streptophyta; Magnoliopsida; Malpighiales; Linaceae.
AUGGUUCGUCUCAAUGAGGUAGGGAGGUUGCUCUGUGCUGCGGGGGUUCAGUUUCCCUAUCUGGAUGAUCCAAUGGUGGUGGAGCUUCUUACGCUUAGGGAAGCUGUCCGGUGGUGUUUAGCUAGCGGUUUUCUGCUCAUGCGAUUUGAAGGGGAUGCUAAGGUGGUCAUUGAUAAGAUCUGUAGGGCUGAUGUGCACGACAGUCGGGUAGGGACUAUUCUGGAGGAAAUUAUGCAGAUUUUCAGGGAAAACCCGGGCUUUACUGUGCGAUUUGUAGGUCGGGAGAACAAUAGGGUAGCUCAUAUGGUAGCUAGACAGGCUCUUUCUUUGUUCCCGACUACGUGUCGUUAUUUUGAUUUCCAGAACUGGCUGGCUUCCAGGAUGUAA